AAGUUGGCCAAAGAAAUAUAUAUAUAUACCGUGGUAAAUUGUAAGGUACCUAUAAGAAAAUCAGAUAAUUUGGCGGCCAACUCACGCCAAUGAUUAUCUUAUGAUCUAUUUAACCUGAGGCAAGUUCAACUUGAACUGGUUGAAGUUGAAGUCUACCAACAGAAAAAGCGUGUUUUCACGAUUUUUGCUUUCACUUCACACCACAGCGUAAGCCCGCUUGUGCUACGUCUGCCUAACCAAUACCGACGAUUGUCACUACAACCUUCAGCAACCCAAAUCCCCAGACAGAGUGCAUACCCUUUCCUCAAAGCAUCCCAUCCCCACGGCCCCCAUCCAAACUAGACCGACAGGUACCUGCGACGCAACAUAGAAUCCCUACUCCCUAGUGCAUGAGGUCAAGGUCAAGGUGCAGUGGACCAGGAACCAAUUACUGGGCCACCCGAUCAUGCAGCCGCCGAUGGAGUCUGACACGGACUGCGAGUCUCACUCGGAGAGCGUUAGCGGCGACACUGGCCUGCUCGCCUGCGGCGACAAUGCCGACGAGUGGCCGCGACUGGGCGGCGGCGCCGCGGCCGACCACCGGCUGCCCGUGGUGCCGGCCCGACUGCGCUCGUGCGCAGAGGUCAAGUUCGCCCUGCUCGACCGUCUGCCCGGCUUCACCGAGCCGGACCUGCACACGGACCUGCGGCGCGCGCGGGCCGCCACCGUGCCGCUCUGGAGCCCCGGCUACGCGCGCGACAUGGACGCCUGGCAGCGCGAGGUGCUGCACCAGCAGCGGCUCGCCGACGAGCGGCCCGAGUUCUCCAGUUUCUGUAUUGCGAACAUGUCGAUGGAUUGUUUGGAUGGCGUGGACGUCAUAUCUGAGGGAGAGAAUAUCAAGAAGCUGCUGAAGCUGGCAUACAAUAAUCGGGAAGAGAUCAGCAUGGUGGUUCACAGAGUGGGCCGGCUGCUGCUGCUGGACGACUUCGACAUCACCACCCACCUGCUGGAGACGGAGAAGACCGAGUGGGUGUGGCUGGACCGCCUGCUGCGCGAACACUUCCUCACAAAGUUUCAGGACGAGGACUGGGCGCGCCGGGCGGCCGCCGAGGAGGAGGCGGCCGCUGUCGACACGCGCUCCGCCGAGCUCUACUCACGGCUGCUGCUGCACACCGUGACGGCCCUACCGUCGCCGGCCGCCCCCGCGCCCGCCCCGGCCCUGCUGGCGCUGCCGGCGCCCUCCGACAUCGCCGGCACACCGCCGCCGCCCCGGCGCGGCCGAUAUCGACGGCAUUACUUCGCCAGAAACAUGCUCUGGACGUUCCAGGAUUUGAAAAUGUUGAUAGGCACGGACAUGCCGAUUCUGGGCGGUGGCACGCACCCGUGCGUCUCACUGCGACUGCAUGACCUGUCCGAACCGAUCAAUGUGCUGACGGGCCUCGACUACUGGCUGGACAACCUAAUGUCCAACGUGCCCGAGGUGCUCAUGUGCUACCACGUGGACGGCGUGCUCCGGAAAUACUCUUUGAUCAAGACUGAGGAGCUGCCCUACCUCCCCGACUCCACCUUCCGGCCGGAGGUGGUACACGACGUGGCGGAGAACAUCCUGUCGUUCCUCCGAGCCAACGCUACCAAAACGGGACACACGUACUGGCUGUUCAAAGGCGAGGAUGACGACUGCGUCAAGCUGUACGAUCUGAGCAGCCUACUGGAGAGCCGCUUUGAGGGCGUCGGCCGGGACGACAACCCGUUCUCGGGCCACGUCGCGCUGCUCCUCUAUCGAAUUGCCUGCAACAUGCUUCGGAAGAGGCACGUGGUCGACUUUGGUGACCGACUGGGCACCGUGCGCACCAUCCUCAACAAAACUCUGGAACUCAUCAAGGCGGACAAGUACCUCCAGGUGCGUGCCAACAUCCACAUGAUGCUGGCCGACUGUUACGUGCCGCGCGACCACCGUCCUCUGACCACCGAGUUCGCUGGCGGCGGGCACGCAGACGCAGCGCUGGCGCGCAGUCCCGAGCGCACCGUGGCCACGGACUCUCCGUGGAGCCAGCAGCCGAUGGUUCGUGUUGACCUGCUGGCUCGGAAGGGCGCCGUGCAGCCCUCUGAGCAGGACGCCUGGGAGGGCGAGCCCCGGCCGCAGCCGAUCGCCGGGGACGCGCGCGAGCGCACAGAGCGAGCGCUGGAGCACGUGUUGUCUGCGCUCGACUGCCUGAGACGGAGAAACGAACUGGAACGCGACGACAAGGCGCCGAAGAUGGCGCACCCGGCUCAGGCUAUCCCCAUGCCGUAUUGUCCGUUGAACGAAGUUCUGGUCGCUGCAACCUCGGAGCCACCAACUGAGGCGCCUUCUGAGGCAUCCGAGCCGUCUGAGAUAUCAUCGGAACCACCGCCGCCACCGCCGCCCCCACCGACACCGACACAUGAGGGUGAUGUCACGGAGAUGCUUCUCUACCAGAAGGCGGCCCACCUGUGCUCGGUGCGCGCGGCGGCAGCCGGCGAGCGGGGCGACGCCCUGCCGGCCCUGCGCAUGGCCUGGGCCGCUCUGCGGUGUGUGGCGGCGGCCGGCGGCAGCGGGGCGGUGCCGGAGGUAACGGCCGCUGCCUCGAUCCUAGUCAGUGACGGCCUGCUGCUGCUGAGCCGGGCGCCGGCUGCGGACACUGAGGCCGCGCGUGCCGCCUGGUGGGAGCCCACCGAGCCGGUGGAGCGGAGUCUCCUUCAGCGACUGAGGGAGGCGGGAGCUGAUACGCCGCCCGAGUUUGUGGGCAGACCGGCGCGGCCGCCCGGUGUGGCCGGAGACAUGGACAUGCUGGAGGACGCCGUCAGGACGAUGGAGUCGGCCGCCACGCUCAAGCUGUCUCCAGAGAUGCGACAGCACGUGCGCACGCGCCAGGGCCUGCUGCUGAACGAGAUCGGCCUGCUCUACAGUCGGCGACUGGAGGAUGUAAUGAAGGCAGUGGACAGCGGGCCGGCCGCCUCGCUCCGAGCGCGCGCGGAGGCUCAGCGCAGACCCAUGGAGCAGGGCUACAAACGAGCCGAGAGCGCCUUCUGCAGGGCUGUCAGUCUGCUGGAGGGCUCGCCGCAGCGGUGCGCCACGGAGAUGAACCUGGGUCACCUGUACAACCGGGCGGCGGCGGCGCACCACCAGCUGUUCGCCGACGCGGCUGCCACCGUCUCGGACCUGGAGCGCACCGCCGCCUGCUACGGACGCGCCGCCGCCGCCGCCGCCGCGCCCGGCCGCUCCACGCGCUUUGCUGAACAGACAGCCGCCGUGGUGGGGUGUGCCGAUUUCGCCGCACGCAUGCGCCUCCUGCGGAGCGGCGUCGGGUACCGGCUGGCGCUGCUGCACGGCGAUGUGGCGGCGGCCGGCGGCGCGCCCGGCUCGGCCGGACGGCAGCGCGCCGUCCAGGAGCUCUUCAGGAAGGCGCUGGCGCUCUGUGACCCUGCGCUUAUGCCGGCGGGCGCCGAGCGCCGCCAGGUGUGCUUUCAUGCGGCUGAGGUGAUCGCUAUGCACGCAGUCACACACGAGGAGACUGCCAGGCUACCUACAUCCGAGCGGCGUCGCGCUCAGCUGUACCGAGAGGCGCUGGACCUGUACGGCCAGUCGGCCCUCCGGUACCAGGAGGCCGGCCGGCCCGACCGUCUGCUGGCCAUGCUACACGCCCAGACGGCCGUCAAAGAGCACCAGGCGGCCGCGAUGAGCCACUGGUUUAGCCGCGUGAAGCUGGUCGAGGAGGCUAUGACGGCCGUGGCCUCCCCGUCCUCUCCGCUGGCGCCUCUGCUGGUGGCAGGGGAGGCGUCCCUCACCGACCCCCAGGACCCAGAGCUGGCCGAACGCGUACAGAAGGGCGCGCAGUGUCUGUUUGAGAGCCUGCUGAACGCACUGAAGACGGUCUGCCUUCUGCUGAGGAAAUAUGGAGGCAAUAAGAAAAAACAAACACCGGCGUACUUUGAGGAGCUGUACCGCCAGUGCCUGGCCGCCUCGCUACGCUCCGGCACUGGCUUCAGCAGGCUCUCCAGCCUGGUGCAGCUGGUGCGGAAGGCACAGAAGCCCGGCUCGUGACCGGGGGUGGAACCGCAGGAGCACGGAUGAGCUGCUCUGAUCUUCACCGGUCGUGCUGUGGCACGAAGAUCAAUUGUACGGGUAGUACAGUCUGCAAGCAACGUCAUGAUAUAUCGUCAUCUAACAAACGCUCUUUCACUUACUCGGUAAUGUUGUGUGGUUUGUGUGGGGCUGUAAUUUAAUCGAGUGCGGCUGUUCAAUGGCUGUUACCGGCGUGGAUAGUCCUUUUGGGGGCGGAUUCCACGAUAAUGUCUGUUUAACUUCGUGUUUUUUGUCGUCCCGUGGACGGUUUAUCUAUAAUCCGUGCGAACAGCCGAGAAAAGGUUUGGUAAAUGCUAGUGUUCAUCGCCAUUUUUGUGUUGCCAUAACGGAUGCAAAGCGUUUUGGAUUUUGAACUAUUUCCAACAUUUUCUCAGCUAGGAAGACAGCUGUCCUCAUUAUACGUCAGUAUUCAAUGUGCGCGUGUCAUGCCUGUAGGGCGUUCACUUGCACUCUUGGUGUCUUCGUUGUUUGCGGACUAGAGUGUGCGGAUCGAUGCCGCCAACAUAUUAAGCCAGUGAACAGUAAGUUCAACUUGUAACCUAACCAGGUUCAACUAUGAAGUCCAGCUGUGAGUGUGCAGUGUUUUAUAUCGGUCUUAUUUUGGUAACCCGUUAGUGUCUUUAUAAUAAACUGGACACGAUA
Messenger RNA from Amphibalanus amphitrite, 4726 nucleotides. RefSeq lists its product as uncharacterized. The record is from RefSeq and is a predicted model, not a curated record. Lineage: Eukaryota; Metazoa; Arthropoda; Thecostraca; Balanomorpha; Balanidae. Gene Ontology annotation, biological process: positive regulation of DNA-templated transcription. The transcript is spliced from 16 exons. Bases 446 to 4042 code for a protein of 1198 amino acids.